This is a messenger RNA of Onthophagus taurus, 742 nucleotides long. RefSeq lists its product as uncharacterized. Gene Ontology annotation, cellular component: plasma membrane. Gene Ontology annotation, biological process: triglyceride biosynthetic process. The record is from RefSeq and is a predicted model, not a curated record. Lineage: Eukaryota; Metazoa; Arthropoda; Insecta; Coleoptera; Scarabaeidae.
UUGUUAUAACAUAAAAAGUGAUUAUUUGGAAUCUUUGAAAAGUUGUACGCAACAUUUAGCAGUUUAUAUUGAAGAUGAACGAAAAUAUCUCAAAUUAAUUCCGAUAUUAAGUCGAGAGUUUCAAUGUACGUUUACUGACAUUGUUGUUACUACUUGUAGUGAUGGUAUUUUGGAUCAUUUGAAGAUGAAAAAUGAUGUUCCAAAUGAAAUAAUAGUUGGAAAUACAUGUAGAGAAAUUAAUGAAAAUAUUAAUACAGUGUGGAACCUUUUAAGAAAUGAUGUAACGGUUCAGUGUUAUAAAUUCCCUUGUAAAACAGAGGAGAAUUUUUAUAUAAAAAUAAAGUCUUGGAUUCAAGAAGUGAAGAAACAGAGAAAUACGGCAAAUUUUCAAAUUCUAUAUUUUCUUGCAAAAAUAUUUACGCUUUUCCCUCAAAUUCUUAUGAACUCAUUCAUAACUGUAAGCGUAAAAAAAACUUGCUUAGCUUUCACAAAUAUACCGGGACCUGAUUCUGGAAAAAUAGGCGAUAUAAAUGUGGAAAAAUCUUUUCUGUUUGUAAAUCAUUUCGGCGGACCAAAAUUUGGGUUGACUUUGUUUUCAUUUAAUGGAAAACUUCACGCCACUUUAAUAUCUGACAAACAAACCAACAUCAAUAGAGAAGAUUUACAACAGAUUUUAAAUAAUUCUUUUAAAAAAAUUGAUGAAUUGUUAGAAAUUAAAAAUAAAUAAACGUUUACGAAGUAA